AGAAACAGUGCUUGUUCGCUAGAGUCUGUCAAUAUGGCGGAUCACUGAGUUUUGCAGGAAGAGACUAUGAGUAAAUAAACACUGUCUUGAAAUCAUUUUUAAAUACCAGCCUCUAAAUGAGCAAAGGGAUAACGCACAACAAACAGAAAAUGUCAAACGACGGAAGCAAAAAGCAGUUCUGGAAGAGGAACGCCUCGAAAGUCCCCGGGAGCAUUCAGCAUGUGUAUGGAGCACAACAUCCACCUUUUGAUCCCCUUCUCCAUGCAAAUUUAAUGAAAACCGGCAACAUGUCACAUACAACACCAGUGAAACCAAAGAAAGCAACAACUUUUCAGGAGUUUGAAAGCAUUACGAGUGAUGCAUGGGAUGUUGGAGAAGAUGACGACGAACUUUUAGCAAUGGCUGCCGAGAACUUAAAUAUAGAAGUUGUUAUGGAAACAGCCAAUAAAGUAAUUGAAAACCACAGCAAGUUACAUGAACAGAAACAGCAAGAAGAGCAUUUUGAAAAAGAAGAGGAGGAGAAGGAUAGGGACGAAGAAGAAGUAGUAACACCGACCGCUUCAAGUUCUUACAGUGAAAACAGAAUGGUGAAGUCUUUCAGUGAGGCACACAUUACAGCAUCAAAAGAGGGUGUAGGUAAAAGAGCAACACUCCAAAGGCAACAGUCUCUCCCACAUCGGCCGCUAAUACCUUUAGUAGCAAGAAUGGCUGAUCAGAACACGUCGGGUUCUCCGGUAAUGACAGAAAGAGAGGCAUUCCGCUUAGACAAAUUUAAACAGCUGCUGGCAGGCCCCAACACUGACCUCGAAGAGUUGCGGAAAUUAAGCUGGUCUGGGAUUCCAAGACAAGUUCGGCCAAUAACAUGGAAACUUCUUUCCGGCUAUCUUCCUGCAAAUGUGGAACGAAGAGAAAGCACUCUGCAGAGAAAACGACAAGAAUAUUUUGGUUUCAUUGAACAAUACUAUGAGUCUAGAAAUGAUGAACACCAUCAGGAUACAUACAGACAGAUUCACAUAGAUAUUCCCCGUAUGAACCCUGAGAGUUUAAUACUACAACCAAAAGUUACAGAGAUUCACAUUGACAUUCCAAGAACUAAUCCUCUUAUUCCUCUCUUUCAACAAGCUUCUGUGCAAGAGAUCUUUGAACGUAUUCUCUUCAUAUGGGCAAUACGGCACCCAGCCAGCGGAUAUGUGCAAGGCAUAAACGAUCUAGUUACUCCUUUCUUUGUUGUCUAUGUUUUUGAAUAUAUCGAGGAAGAGGUGGAAAAUUUUGAUGUUUCCAGUCUGCCUGAAGAAGUGCUGCGGAACAUUGAAGCUGACAGUUUCUGGUGCAUGAGCAAGUUGCUUGAUGGCAUUCAGGACAACUACACCUUCGCCCAGCCUGGAAUUCAGAGGAAAGUGAAAGCUUUGGAAGAACUUGUUAGUCGGAUCGAUGAACACAUCCACAGGCAUUUACAGCAAUAUGAGGUGGAGUACCUGCAGUUUGCCUUCCGCUGGAUGAAUAAUCUGUUGAUGAGAGAACUUCCUUUGAGGUGCACCAUUAGGCUUUGGGACACGUAUCAGGCUGAGCCAGAGGGGUUUUCGCACUUCCACUUGUACGUGUGUGCUGCCUUCCUUGUCAGGUGGAGGAAAGAAAUUUUAGAGGAAAAAGAUUUUCAAGGGCUCAUGAUCCUGUUGCAGAAUUUACCAACAAUGCACUGGGGAAAUGAAGAAAUCAGCGUUCUCCUGGCAGAAGCCUAUAGAUUAAAAUACGCAUUUGCAGAUGCACCGAAUCAUUAUAAGAGAUGAGGCUUAUUUUAAAUUAUAGGAAGAAUUACUGAAUUAAUAGCUUCUAUUUUCCAGUUUUCUAGUUUAACCCAACUUCACAGUUAUAACAAUAUUACAGUAUGCUUAUUGGACAGUUCGUAAUAUAAUGAUAUGGUUUUAUUUGAUAUUACAAAUGUGUGUCCUCCAAUAUCAUAUCCUCCUUAUUCAUCUUGGCCUAGCCUGCUUAUAAACUGGUAGUUUAAUGUGAAAAGAGGUGACUAAAAAAACUCAACCACAUAAUUGAAGAUUUAACAUGACUGGAUAUCCUGGCAUAAUAUAUAAAAAUGUUUAUUGGAAAAAAAUCUUCUUGCUAUUUAUUAGUCAUUUAGGUGUAUUAUAUGGCAGGGAGAAGUGCUUAACAAGAUUUGCUGUUCUGUUGUGGGUUGAAGUAGUGCACUGCUCCCAAUCCAUACAACCAAUGUAUACCACAUGUUAAGUGCUGACUAAGGGGGAACAGUUUAUCACAGGACUUGCAACACCACAUAUAUUAAUCCAAGCUUUCAAGAGAACUGCAUGAUAUGUUUCAAGAAAUGUCCAGUCUAAGAUCAGUCACGUUUGCAGCUGCUGCUAUUUCACAUUCAUUAACGGAUGUUCUUUCGUCACAUGCUAUAUGAGUUGGUACCUGUGAAAGUAGUGUAUGCUCAAUGGGCAAUAAUCUAAUCUUCCACAGUCACUUCAUCAUUUUACCUUCUCCACAAAACCAGUAAAGGAUCUUUGUAACACUUUAUAACAAAGAACUACCUCAGGAGAUGUCAGGUUUAAUUCUACACCAUUCUGCUGAAUGUAAUCCUCAUGGUGGAAAACAGUAAAACCCAUUUGCUAUUCCUCAUGAAUAGAAAUUGCACUUCAUAAAACCUUCCCCCUUCAUCCAUCUGGUUUUUAUAAAAAUACUAUAGUUUACAUUUUUUUUUACUAUUCACAAUGAUCCAAUUAUGUUGUGCCUAACAGAAUUAUGUUGUACCAUUAACAUAAUAGUUAUUUGGACUGACUAUCGUUUUUUAAGAUCUGUCUGCACAUUCAAACUUAAAAAGGUGGAUUUUAUUUAAUUAGUUUACUUUUCACUAAGUCUGUAAUAAUAAACUAUACCAGCAUAUUAGCAUCAUUUGUUUUUACAGCAGAACUGAUUUUUAUGAAUUUGGGCAUGCUAGUCACCUGAGUAAAAUAAAGAUUUUAAACCAGCCUGAUGUUUUAGACACAUAUAGCUUCUCAUAUAUCAUGAAAUAAGUGUCUUAUGUGUGUAUGUAUAUAUGUAUGUGUAUAUAUAUAUAUAUAUAGAGAGAGAGAGAGAGGUUAUUUCCCCAGUAUGUGGUUUUCUUUAAUCUGUUUGUGCUCUCCCCAAAAUACCCUAUGCAUUAAAGUAACUAAACAUCAACAAUAUUUCCACAAUAUAUGAUGUCUAUAUUCAUAAUAAAAUGAGAAAUUUCCCAAAACAUGUUGUUUAAACUAGAGUAUGAUGACAGAAUUUUGGUUGAGCCAUCAUUUUGUAUUAAAUUAUUGUGUUAUUUCAGACAAAUUCCAUAAUGUGUUCAAAUUAAUGUGUAGCGACUUUUUGGAACAUGAUCCCUGUAGUUUAUAUAAUGCUUAGUUACUACAGAGACUAACAAGCUGUAACAGAAAAAUACAGUAUACAAGUAGUAGGUAUGUUCUGUAAAUUUAAAAAACAAAAUGUAUAAAGAAAAACAUUUUCAAAUGCAAAUCUGUAAAUAGAAAUGAAACCUGUAAAUAAAUGAAUAACAGGAAAAGGA
Messenger RNA from Acipenser ruthenus (sterlet), 3550 nucleotides. RefSeq names its product TBC1 domain family member 22A-like. The coding region runs from base 117 to 1787 and encodes 556 amino acids. Lineage: Eukaryota; Metazoa; Chordata; Actinopteri; Acipenseriformes; Acipenseridae. The record is from RefSeq and is a predicted model, not a curated record. Gene Ontology annotation, biological process: activation of GTPase activity. The transcript has 14 exons. Gene Ontology annotation, molecular function: GTPase activator activity.